UCUCACAUGCAUCAAUCCAAUCAUUAUAAACAUCUAAUGGUUCAGAAAGUAAGUUUAUUGUAGUUUGGAAAUCUUCUAAGCAGACUCUACAAGUAAUCCUUGCUGUAUUUCUUGGUUUGUCCCUGGAAACAGAAAACAAGCAGUAAAAUACGAAAUAUAAGUAUAACUACUAUAAGUAUACGCACAUCUUAACCUCACACGACUUUUCGUGAUUACAAAAUGGACAAUUAAAUUGAGUAUCUAAAGGUUGAAUAGCUUUCUUUUUACUUGGAGGCUUCCGUUUACUCUUCCUUCGUCCCAUUGUACCUUAAACGCUCAAAAUUAUGCAAGUUUAUAUUAGAAAAUAAUCAUUCAAAAUAUACUACAUCUACACCAAGCUUUGGUACUGCAUACGUAUAUGUACACAUUAUAUUGCGAACUGUUGCGUACAAUCACCGGACGCGGUAAAACACUGUGAAGUUCGCAAAAAACUACACACAUAUAUGUGUAUUACGUAUUGUAUGUAUAGAUGAAUAUACGCAAGGAACAUACAUGCAAUUCUUGUAGUCAUAACGCUGUACUAAUUCAGAAGUCACAAUUUUUUUUUUGAACUAUUCUUAAUAUUGAAUGAAAUCAUUUUAUUGACACACACUCAGUGAACAAACCUACUAAAUGUAUUACAAACUAUGUACAUGCAGUGUAUAGACAUUGGUUAUGUAAAUACAAAAUACACUUAUGAACAAUACAACAUUUAUAAAAAAGACAUAAGUUAGUAAAACAGUUUUUGAAGUUCUAUGUUGUUUUAAAAAUAUCUUUUAAUGCUAUGAAUUCUUUAAAUGUAAAUUUGUCUAUCCCAUUCCCAUCACCGAGGGAAGCAGAAAUUGUUUACCAAGUUCUUAGAGUUGAUAAGGAACCAUCAAGGGGUAGUGUUUCAAAAGAACUAACAUUGAAUGAUAAUUUAUUGAAAUUAGUAAUUUCUGGGACCGAAGCAAGAAAAGUUAGAGUAGCAUUGACAUCAUUUUUUGAUAGCUUAAUAUUGGUAACAGAAACUAUUCAACAAUUUGGUCCACCUGCACCGACGUUUGAUUAUUAUUAAAUAAAUACUGUAUCAUCUUUCUCA
Molecule: messenger RNA, 1099 nt
Organism: Megalopta genalis
Lineage: Eukaryota; Metazoa; Arthropoda; Insecta; Hymenoptera; Halictidae
Product: Threonyl-carbamoyl synthesis 6
Cellular component (GO): EKC/KEOPS complex
Source: RefSeq, a predicted model, not a curated record